Rhodamnia argentea is the source of this 1104-nucleotide messenger RNA. RefSeq names its product ethylene-responsive transcription factor 5-like. Gene Ontology annotation, molecular function: DNA-binding transcription factor activity; DNA binding. The coding region runs from base 105 to 1088 and encodes 327 amino acids. The transcript has a single exon. The record is from RefSeq and is a predicted model, not a curated record. Gene Ontology annotation, biological process: regulation of DNA-templated transcription; ethylene-activated signaling pathway. NCBI's taxonomy places the organism in Eukaryota, Viridiplantae, Streptophyta, Magnoliopsida, Myrtales, Myrtaceae.
UUUCCACUCUCUCCUCCACUCUCAUCCAACAUCCUCAAUCCCUCUCGUCUUUCUCUCUCUGACCCACUCACUCAAAGCUUCAAUCUGCCCAAGCUCCUCCAGAAAUGGCGACGCCGUCGAGCACUGAAGUGUCCAGGAGGCUUCAGCUCAUCAAGCAACACCUCCUCGGCGAGUCCUCCCCUAUCGGAGCCGCCUUCCCUGCUCAUCUCACCGCCACCGCCACCACUUCAUCCUCCAACUCCAUCACUUUCGGACAUGCGAUCGAGCUCUCUCGCUCCGUCUCCUUCUCCGACUUAGAUUUUCUGCCAGACGCUGGUCUCUUCGAGUUCGACGUCAGCUCGAUCGCCUUCGAGCAAAACCAGAGCGACAGCUUCAGUUUCGAAGCGAAACCUCGACAACCCGACCUAAUCCCUCCGACGCCGGCGGAUUCGAGCUUAUCGACGAGCUCCGAAAGGGAAUCGUGCUUCGAGUUCGAAGCGAAGCCGGUAACAUCCAGCGAAACGGCCUCGAAAACCUCGCAACCGAGCAAGAAGCCGUCGCUGAAGAUCGAGCUGCCGACCAAAGUCGAGUUGCUGCGAUUCGCUGAGCCGAAUCAGACGACGGUUCGAAAAGGCUCGGAUCAAGCGCGCGACGAACAGAGGCGCUACAGAGGAGUCCGGCGGAGGCCGUGGGGGAAGUUCGCGGCGGAGAUCCGAGACCCGAACCGGAAGGGCACGCGCGUCUGGCUCGGCACCUUUGACACCGCGAUCGAAGCGGCGAAGGCCUACGACCGGGCCGCCUUCACGCUCCGCGGCUCAAAGGCGAUCCUCAACUUCCCUCUCGAGGCCGGCAAGCCCCAGCCUCCAGCGGCACCAGCCAGUGGCAAGAAACGAUGCCGUGAGGAGGAGGAGGAGGAAAGCGAGGUCGUCGUGAAGAAGGAGAAGGUGGCGGAGUCCGAUGCUGGCAAGUGCAGGGACGUCCCUCUGACGCCGUCUAGUUGGGCGAGGACCUGGGACUGUGAUGUCGCGACGGGGAUCUUCAACGUUCCUCUGCUGUCGCCGUUAUCUCCGAUUCCGACGUUAGGGUUUCCUCAGCUCCUGGUCGUAUGACAAGUGUCUUUUCUUU